Fulvia fulva is the source of this 150-nucleotide messenger RNA. RefSeq lists its product as uncharacterized. The record is from RefSeq and is a predicted model, not a curated record. The transcript has 3 exons. NCBI's taxonomy places the organism in Eukaryota, Fungi, Ascomycota, Dothideomycetes, Mycosphaerellales, Mycosphaerellaceae. Bases 1 to 150 code for a protein of 49 amino acids.
AUGGGUGGCCGCGACAUCGUUGACAGCUGCUACAACUUCGGUUCCCCGGGCAAGAACAACCAGUGUGGCGGUAAUGGCGACAAUUGCAUCAACUCUGGCAAGAUUGAUCUUUGCUGUAGAAGUCAAGGUGCACUUGGAGCUUUUUGCUGA